AUGCAGUCUUUAUGAAAAAGAAUUCACAUGGAUAUCCAUAUAAUACUAAAGACUGUUACAAAUCCAUAGGUUUUCUGAACACGCACCCUAAUCGCUUUCACCCUGUGUGGCUAAGUAUUUGAUGAAAUUUCGGCGCAUAAAGUGCCUAGAAUUCGACGUUGUGGAUUGCUAUCGAUAAGCAUCGUGGUAACGUCAGAAUUCACAUUCCCACAGCGUCUCGAUUAUAUUUCGCGCCUAAGUACGUUACGCUAAUAUAACACAAACUUGUUGCAGAUUAAUGUCAGGCAUUGCGAUUGCUAGGCUCGCCGAAGAGCGAAAAGCAUGGAGGAAAGAUCAUCCUUUCGGAUUUGUAGCACGACCAGUUAAAAAUCAAGAUGGAUCUCUUAACUUGAUGAAUUGGGAAUGUGCCAUACCAGGAAAAAAAUCUACACCAUGGGAAGGUGGAUUAUAUAAACUACGUAUGAUUUUUAAGGAUGAUUAUCCCUCCAGUCCACCAAAAUGUAAAUUUGAACCUCCUUUAUUUCAUCCAAAUGUCUAUCCUUCAGGAACAGUAUGUUUAUCACUCUUAGAUGAAGAGAAAGAUUGGAGACCUGCCAUUACAAUUAAACAAAUUCUACUUGGUAUACAAGAUUUAUUAAAUGAACCUAAUGUCAAAGAUCCAGCUCAAGCAGAAGCAUAUACAAUAUAUUGUCAAAAUCGCUUGGAAUAUGAAAAACGUGUGAGAGCUCAAGCCAGAGCAAUGGCUCCACAGGAAUAAAAUUAUAUUGAGUCUCAUUAAAUUCAAAUAUUCCAAUUACAUGAGGAGGUUAUCAUAUAUCUAUAGUAUAUUCUAAUAAUGAUCUACAUUUCUUAUCUUUUUUAUAAGUAACAUUAGCAUAUGAUGUAGCUAAUUUACUAUUAUUUGCAUUUUUGUUCUUGUUUCGUUGACAAAAUUCUUAUAUGUAUACAUAUUCUCUAGAAACAACACUAAUCUCAUAAGGCAUAAAAAGAUAUCCUACGAUUCCGAUGAAAAAUAUUAUUGAAAAAUUUUACAUAAUAUCACAAUAAAUUAUAUAUUAUCAUUUAUUUGUAAAAUGUGGAAAGCAUUUCUUUUUUAAGUUAAAAAAUUUAAUUCUUAAGGCUUAGUGACAAUUAUUGAUAAGUCGUGAAAAUAAGAUAUGUAAGAAAAUGAAAAAACGUGAUAUAGUUUCAAAACAUCUAUUCAUUCUGCAGAUUUUAAACUGUCAAUAUCUUUAAAAAAAAAAAAAAAUGUAUUUAAAAA
Molecule: messenger RNA, 1261 nt
Organism: Apis mellifera (honey bee)
Lineage: Eukaryota; Metazoa; Arthropoda; Insecta; Hymenoptera; Apidae
Gene: lwr
Product: SUMO-conjugating enzyme UBC9-B
Exons: 4
Coding region: 278-757 (159 amino acids)
Biological process (GO): protein sumoylation
Cellular component (GO): nucleus
Molecular function (GO): SUMO conjugating enzyme activity
Source: RefSeq, a predicted model, not a curated record